AUGGACUCAGCACAUCCCAACCCCAACAAAUUCGCCCUCGAAACCACCUCCCUCCACCAAGCCCUCCGCUCCUGGCUCCGCGCACACCACAUCAACCCAACCAUCACCACCGCCACCCUCCACCACCCCGAACUAACCACCCGCGAACGCGCCCAAAUCCUUGAAGAAAAGCGCAAAAUCCUCGCACGCCAACGCGACGGCGACGAAAUCCUCCUCCACCCCCCAGUCCCCAGGGACGAAUGGCCGAAACGGGCGUACAAUACUCGACCGCGGCGAUCUUCGGCGACGGCGAUGCCGAUUCCUAUUGUCAGGAGUCAGCAGAGGAGGGGUGGACGGGCGGCUAGUAUGAGCGUUGUUGGGAAUGAGGUGGUGGAGGGAGGGGGAGGGGAUGGGGAGUGGUCGAUCUGGGCGAAGACGUUGAGGAGGGAUAGUAAAGCUUCCUCGAACGCUACUGCUGCUGCGAUGCAAUGGAUGGGGAGGGAUCGGAGUGUUUCUUGUCCGAUUUACACGCCUGACGUGGUGGUUGAAGCUGCAGUCAUGGAAGAAGAAGAAGACACAUGCACUUCCCCUUACGAUAUGGAUAUGGACCUCGAAGCCGGCCCUCCCAGCAAGAAGGACUACGGCACCCUUCCCCUGCCUUCCUCCAGCGUCAAUACGGCGAGGCGGGAGGCUGUGGAACGCGCGAGGAGGGAGGUUGUGGGGAUGUAUCUUGUGGGGGUUGUGGUUGUCGGGUUGGUGCUUGUUUUGGGGGUUGGGUGGGUGGUUGCUAUGGCGUGGUGGGAGGAGGUUGCUGGGGAGGAGGGGGUGGAGAUGUGA
Zasmidium cellare ATCC 36951 is the source of this 816-nucleotide messenger RNA. RefSeq lists its product as uncharacterized. Bases 1 to 816 code for a protein of 271 amino acids. Lineage: Eukaryota; Fungi; Ascomycota; Dothideomycetes; Mycosphaerellales; Mycosphaerellaceae. The record is from RefSeq and is a predicted model, not a curated record. The transcript has a single exon.